AAAACUGUUGUUGUGCUGGUUGUGGCUAACACGUGUGGGUCUGACUGUCUGUUAAAUUACGGGUUAACAGCAUGGCUCCUCCACUACAGAACCAGAUCCUCAUGAGGAAGAUUAAAAACAGUCAGAAGAAGAAACUAAAGAUGCUUAAAGAUAAGGAGAAGAGUAAAGAACCAAGCAACGGCAACUCAACAAUGGAACAGUUACCAGAAGAUGAAACUGAACGACUCAUUCAUUGUCAUCCAACUCUCAGUAAACGUGCCGCUGAAGAUGAUCAACCUAUACCAAAGAAGAAAAAAAAGAAGUUGAAAGAUCUGGAGGCAACUCUUGAUGCUGGGGCUGAUAAUGAAGUUACACCUGAAGUGAAACUUAAAAAGAAGAAAAAGAAAAAGAAAGCGCAGGAGUCCGGUACAGUACAAACAGAGAUAAAUGAAUCCGUCCAAGAGGAGGGAGAAGAGGAUGUAAGCAAAACCGAAACUAACGAUGAGGGAGAAGAGACAGGUUAUGAGAGUGAAGAAGGUAGAAAUGGUAAGUAAAGCAUAUUUUGGUUUU
Molecule: messenger RNA, 549 nt
Organism: Homarus americanus (American lobster)
Lineage: Eukaryota; Metazoa; Arthropoda; Malacostraca; Decapoda; Nephropidae
Product: microfibrillar-associated protein 1-like
Exons: 3
Coding region: 72-533 (153 amino acids)
Source: RefSeq, a predicted model, not a curated record